This is a messenger RNA of Ichthyophthirius multifiliis, 730 nucleotides long. RefSeq lists its product as hypothetical. The annotation marks the transcript as partial. NCBI's taxonomy places the organism in Eukaryota, Ciliophora, Oligohymenophorea, Hymenostomatida. The transcript has 5 exons. The record is from RefSeq and is a predicted model, not a curated record.
UAAUCAAAAGAGAUUUUUUAUAUGAAGUUAUUGAUUUAAGCGAUAUCAUAGUGGACAUGAAAGACUUAAAAAAAACAAUUAAAAAUACCUCUUUAAAGCUUUGUGAUGAAUUUACAAUGGAAAAUUAUCCAGUUUAUGAGGGAAAAUAACACAUAUUAGUCGCAGUAAUCGAUUCUAUUGUCGAAAUUGAAAAAAGCGGUAAUUUAUUGGUUCUUUUGGAAGAUUUAGGGAAAACUUAUUUUCAUAAGAAGCUUUAUUUUUUAUGGGUGGAGGGUAAUUUAAAUAUGGAAAAGAAAAAAAUGUUUGGCAUUUAAGACAAUGCUCCUUUACCUUAAAUAGCAUUUUUCCGCAUUGAUUAUAUUUCCAAGAUUGCUUUUCCAUAUGCUUAAAAUUUAAAAAAAGAAUGUACAGAAAAUUAAAAAAACCUUCGAAAAAUUCGGGCAAAAGACCUUCUGCUAUCGAGCCAGAAUUAUAUUGCAAUAGUUGCUAAGCAGUCCUUAAGGAAAUUUUUAAAAAAAUACGUGAUUCUCGUAAAGAAUCCGAUAUUGCAUAUGCAAUUGAUGGAAUUUGUAGAUAAAAUAAUUUUGCAGUUUAUGAAUUCCCUCCACCUGAUAUGGUUAAAGGAUGUUAAGCUUUUAUGGGAACAUGGGAAGAAACUGUAGAAAAAGCUUUAUUAAAUAGAGGUAAUAAUGAAGAAAUGGAACAUGAACUUUGUAAUGUUUAAACAAAA